This is a messenger RNA of Silurus meridionalis, 1287 nucleotides long. RefSeq names its product ankyrin repeat domain 67 (gene ankrd67). The transcript has 4 exons. Lineage: Eukaryota; Metazoa; Chordata; Actinopteri; Siluriformes; Siluridae. Gene Ontology annotation, molecular function: protein binding. Bases 1 to 1287 code for a protein of 428 amino acids. The record is from RefSeq and is a predicted model, not a curated record.
AUGGCUUUCGCCGGGCCCGAGCUGCAGUGGAAGUGGGUAGAGCUCCAUGACUUGGUCUCGCUUCGUGCUGUAGAAAGGAAGACUCACACAGCUGCCGGUGCGGCAGUCAGGUCGAGGCAGUGGAGGCUCCACAGUCGCCCCCGAACACAGCACCACUCUCGGCUGGACGAGCACAAGCUGCAUUACGCCGCGUGGGAUGGACGCAUGGAGCACGUUAAGGCCCUUGUGGACUGCGGUGUCCCUGCUAACAGCCCAGAUCCUCGUGGCUGGACGGCCAUCCACCAUGCUGCCUUCAGAGGACAUCUCGCACUGCUCAGGUUCUUGCUUCACAGCAGUAAAAUGGACGUGAACUGCACAGAUCUAUUCGGCUGCACCCCAUUGCACCGCUCCUGCAUGGGAGGCAACAAAGACGCCACUGAGUACCUUCUCCAGAAGGGAGCGUCCCACGAGGCACGGUCCAGUUGUGGCCAAACGCCCCUCCACCUGGCUGCGGCUGGUGGGCACCUGGGCACGGCACGGACACUGCUACAGCACCUGGCAUCUCCUGAUGUGCUGGACUCACGCAGGUGGACGCCACUGCACUGGGCUGUAUUCGGGGGUUGGGGUGAUGUGGCCGAGAUGCUCCUUGAUAACGGGGCAGAGUUGGAAGGGCCGAGUGGAGUGGGUACAAGUCCCCUGCAGCUGGCUGUGAUGGUCGGCAACGAAGCAGCCGUCAGGCUAUUACUUCAGCGAGGAGCCGAUGCCAACCUCAGAGGUUCUAACGGGCGAACAGCACUGCACCUGUGCGCCUGCUCUGCUAAGAAGAAGAUCCUGCAGCACCUACUAGCUGCUGGGGCAAAGGUGUGUGUGAGGGACAGGGAUCAGGCCGCUCCACUACACCUGGCCGCCCUAAGUGGCUCUGGAGCUGUUCUCCACCUCCUCAUCCUGAACGGAGCUGGGCUGGAGGACAGGGACAGCCUUCACAUGACGCCACUGCAUUACUCCACACUGAAGGACAAUGCUGAAGCAGCAAAGCUCCUGCUCCAUUAUGGAGCAGAUGUGGAUGCCACUGAAAGGCUGGGGAGGACCCCGCUACACCUGGCCACAGAAAGAGGACACUGCAAGGUUUUGAGUGUUUUGUUGGAGAGGGGCGCAGAUCCGUCCAUUAAGACAAAGUGGAGGGAGACGGUGGAGGACUUGGCUAGGACACACAAGCAGUACGGGACCCUUAAAGUGCUCCAGGAGCACAAGAAACCACCGGGAAGAUCUCAAACUCCAGGCCACACUGUUACAGAGAGCGUUUGGUAA